UUUCACUUGCCACAAUACUCCACAUCUCAUACAUUGUCAUCUACAACAAGAAAACCUCAUUCUUCUCUUGUUUGAACUAUCUCUCAUUUUUAUCGUGACGAUAAUAGUACGUCUCAGUUCAAAACCAAUCAAGAGUCUAAUAUAUAAAUUCUCUAUAUACUUGCUGUGCUUUUUUGUCACAUUAAUUACUCCUUUAUCACCACCAUUACUAUUCUACAAGAAGCCAAACGGUCCAAAAAAACAAACAAACAGUAGUCUUUAGCAAUAUUAUAAACUCCAUUUCAUCUUCACGUUUUCAGAAUAAGACCAAACAUCCACCUCUUUCACCUAGUAGCUAUGUCAGUUACAAGCUCUUGACAUCCUCUGUGAAAUAGCCAGUUUCAAGAAUUCCCCAUAUUUCAGACAAAGAAAAAUAUUCAUACUUUUGAUCUCGGGCGAAAAUCUUCAUAGAGAGUUAGAAAGUGUCAAUUCUCGUAACUAGACGGUGGCAAAGAAAAAUACUUUUGAUCUUGGUCUAAGAUCUUCAUAGAGAGUCACAAAGCGUCAAUUCUCAUAAUCCGAGGGUGCCAAAGAAAAAUUGUGGUACUUUUAAUCUCGGGCGAAGAACUUCACAGAGAGUUAGAAAGCGUCAGUUUUCGUGUUUCCAUCAAAGAACUAUUUGAUACUUCUGAUCUUGGGAGAAGAUUUUCAUAGAGAGUCAGAAAGCAUGAGUUCUCAUAACGAGACGGUAAGGAAAAAAUACCUCUCUUGGCAACAAAAACGUCAUUGACUGAUAGAUUAUUUCGCGACUCGGUUAACGAAAAAAAUGAGGAAAAUGAGAGGAUUUAGGCUUGGAAGGAGAUUGGUGAGAGUUUUCAAGUUGUUCAUUCAUAGGAGAAGAAAGGGAAAAAUCAGCUACAAACGUCUGGGAUCCUCAAAUUGUGCAACAAAAGCAUUUUCAAAGCUUUGUAAUUUGGGAAAUUUGUUGAAGCAUGCGGUUAAAGGUGUCAAUUUUAGAAGACCCGGUUCGGGUUAUAUCCGGGUCGGAUCGGAUUUUAUGGAUCAGAACCAAAUACCAAAGGGUCAUUUGGCUGUGUAUGUUGGUAAAAAAGGGGAUGAUGCAUGUAGAAUUUUAGUGCCUGUGAUUUACUUUAAUCACCCUUUGUUUGCUGAUUUGUUGAGAGAGGCUGAAAUGGUUUAUGGGUUUAAUCACUCGGGUGGGAUCCAAAUCCCUUGUCGGAUAUCCGAAUUUGAGUAUGUUCAAUCAAGAAUUGCCGCCACGGGUGGCAGUGGGAGUUGUCGCGGGAGGCGGAGCUGGAGGCAUAAAUACUGGUGAGUUGUAAUAGGGGCGAAUCUAAGAUUUGGAAGCACAUCUUUUCACUUACGUGUGUAGGAAAAAGUAAUGAUCAAGAAUCGCGCCACGUGACAGUGCAAUUUGUCGUGGGAGGCGGAGCUGGAGGUAGAAGACUGGUGAGUUGUGAUCAGGGCGAAUCUAAGAUUUAAAAAUAUAGUACGGAGUACCUUUUUUUUACUUUACCUUGCGUGUGUAUGAAGAAAGUGAUGAAUGUGCUCACUUUCACUAGUUAGAUUCGUCUUUGACUAUUGAUCAUGUCGGAAUUUGUACCUAUUUAUGUUUAUUUAGUGAUCAAUUUGUUUGUUUCUUUGGUCUCACUCAGAAAAAGGAUUCCGGGGUGUAGUAAGAUGUAAUUAGUUAA
Messenger RNA from Lycium ferocissimum, 1694 nucleotides. RefSeq names its product auxin-responsive protein SAUR36-like. Gene Ontology annotation, biological process: response to auxin. NCBI's taxonomy places the organism in Eukaryota, Viridiplantae, Streptophyta, Magnoliopsida, Solanales, Solanaceae. The transcript has a single exon. The record is from RefSeq and is a predicted model, not a curated record. The coding region runs from base 806 to 1315 and encodes 169 amino acids.